Arabis nemorensis is the source of this 489-nucleotide messenger RNA. The record is from the annotation of a GenBank genome assembly. Lineage: Eukaryota; Viridiplantae; Streptophyta; Magnoliopsida; Brassicales; Brassicaceae.
AUGGAUUGCUGCUGCUGUUGUUUCCCGAGUAUACCCGAAAGCUCAAGAACUAUAGAUGAGCAUGUUCCUUUAUCUCGUGCCCCGCCUUCCUCUGCUGUGGUAUCACCUGGAGCUGGAAAUAGAAACUUAGUCUCUGAUCUAUACACUUCACCGCCUAUUCCUUUAGUAUUCUCGCCUAGAAACCUUCAAACUCCACCAAAAUUGCCAAUAACUCAGAGCAAUUCGAGUGAAGGAGCUCGCGGAAUCACACACGCCCUUCCAGAGAAGGAAACGUGGCCUGUUGAUGAUCUAUCUGAAUUUGAUGUAAAGAAAAAGGAUCGAGAAACAAUCGAUGAGUGUCCAAUUUGUUUAGAAGAAUAUGAGUCCGAGAACCCGAGAUUGCUAACAAAAUGCGGUCAUGAUUUUCAUCUCGCGUGCAUACUUGAUUGGAUGGAAAGAAGCGAGGCCUGUCCGGUUUGCGACAAGGAAUUGGUACUCCCUGAAUCAUAA